Messenger RNA from Scophthalmus maximus (turbot), 1876 nucleotides. RefSeq names its product synapse-associated protein 1. Lineage: Eukaryota; Metazoa; Chordata; Actinopteri; Pleuronectiformes; Scophthalmidae. Gene Ontology annotation, cellular component: cytoplasm; synapse. Bases 140 to 1240 code for a protein of 366 amino acids. The record is from RefSeq and is a predicted model, not a curated record. The transcript has 9 exons.
AAACUUAGGAAAUUCGCGGAAAUGGGUGUAGUGGUGGUGAAACGUCACCAGCUCCCAGCACCAUGCGAACAGUAAAGACUCAACGUGAUCAGUCGUCAGAAAACUUCUCAUGACUUGUGUUUGACGAAACAGCUACAGUAUGUUUAAGAACUGGGGGGACUGGUUUGGAACAGAAAGCGAAAACGGCCAAGGUAAACACAAAGUAGAAGAAGAAGAAGAAGAAGGCGAGUCCGUUGUUGAUGUCAGCGAGGACAACAGCAGACGUGAAGUAAACAAACCCUCGGCUGCUGCUGGAAGUGAAGAGACCGGUGCUGUCGACCCCCACCCGCUGCUCCAGAAGGCCAAGGGCUUCAGUGGUUACAUCUACAACUUUGCCAGCAGCGCCUCCAAGAACCUGUCCGAGACCGUGGUGGAAAGGGCACAGACGUUCAAGAGAAGUGUAGAGGAGGGGAAAAUAAAUGGGAUUAUUGAUAAGACCUUUUUGGGGGAUUUCCAGAAAGAACAAGAAAAGUUUGUUCAGGAGAAAAGGGCAAAAAAGUUUGGUGCUGCUGUGCCCCCAUGGGUCGGGUACAACGAAGAGGACACCGUACAGCAACAGAUUCUGGCUCUCUCCGCUGACAAAAGGAAUUUUUUGCGAGACCCUCCUGCUGGCGUGCAGUUUCACUUUGACUUUGAGCAAAUGUAUCCAGUCGCCAUGGUGAUGCUGGAGGAAGAUGAACUCCUCCGGAAGAUGCGCUUCCAUCUGGUCCCCAAACAGGUGAAAGAGGAAGCUUUCUGGAAGAAUUACUUCUACCGUGUGUCCUUGAUAAAACAGUCGGCCCAGCUCACAGCUCUAGCUGCACAACAGGCUACUCAGCGGAGGGAUGUCGAGAGAACUGCCUGCAGUCCUGAGGACCCUCGUCAAACAGGCGUAGUUAAAGGGAAAACCCCCCCUGUCAUUUGCAGAACCAAACCAAAGUCCAGUGAGGACGAAGAGGAGAUCUCCACCAGCCCACCCGUGUCUGAAUUCGUGAGUGACACUUUUGACUUGUGCAGCAUAAAUAAGGACGACUUGCGCAAAGAGAUGGAACAGCUGGUUCUGGACAAACGGGAACGUCCAAGCGCACAACAGGAGGAGACCCCGGACUGGGAGAGAGAGUUGCAGGAGGAACUCAAGGAGUACGACGUGUUGGCUGAUAACGAGAACCACGAUGAGAACUGGGACAGGGAGAUUGAGGAUAUGCUAAAGGAGGACAGUUAGAGCGCCGAGGCAGGCUCCUGCAGUCUUAACUAUUUGGAGGACAUCUGUACGGUCAGAAACGGCACCCGGCGACAGAUUUUAUGUUAAAAGAAGAGGAAGAUCUCGUCACGCGUCUCAAACUCAUAACGUACGCCUCCGCAGUAAAUAGAACCGUAACAGCAGCACAAGAAGACCAGUCAUAAAGUCGGCAAAUACAAUGUGAAUUUAAAUAGUUUUCGUUUCGCUUACGGAACAUAUAAGCACAAAUGCCAUUGUGAUGUUCAUCCUGAUUAAAAUGUCCAGAUAAUGAUUGAAUAAAUACAGCUGCCUAUUUUAAUAUCUGUAUAGUGUUAGUGUGUAGAAUGCAAUACAGUUUGUUUCAUACCUCUGAAGGAGCCUGGGCCUUGUGUAUUUUAUCAAAAUGAUACAUUGCGUGACUGAACAUACUGUUUAUUUUUGUUGUGAUCACAUGCAUUGUCUCCACCUGUAUGUAUAUGAAUGUAGAUGCUGAUAUAAUUCACUCUGGAAACAUUCAAGUCCAAACAAGCUUUGUGUUUUUCUGGGUGACGUCAAAACUUACUCAGCCAACUGUAUUGUAUUGUUCCAAAUGUAUUAACCUUUUAACCUAUUAAACUUUGGUAUCAACUUCCUCUAUUA